This is a messenger RNA of Pangasianodon hypophthalmus (striped catfish), 3923 nucleotides long. RefSeq names its product complement factor B-like. The coding region runs from base 712 to 2937 and encodes 741 amino acids. Gene Ontology annotation, cellular component: extracellular region. NCBI's taxonomy places the organism in Eukaryota, Metazoa, Chordata, Actinopteri, Siluriformes, Pangasiidae. Gene Ontology annotation, biological process: proteolysis; complement activation. The transcript has 18 exons. The record is from RefSeq and is a predicted model, not a curated record. Gene Ontology annotation, molecular function: serine-type endopeptidase activity.
CAGAGAAUGCUGUACUCUUACCAUAGUGUGCAUCCUUUUAGUAUGAAAGCUAGUGAAAUACUUCAUACAGCAAAUUCAUAUCUGUCACUUUCACCACAUUUGUCAAACAGCAAAAAAGAGCCAACUUUUUGGCCAAUUUAGUAAAGACAUUGUAAAAACUACCAAAAGAUGUUUCAAAUCUUUAAAAGUUUAAAGUGACUGUUACUUGCACUCAAAUACGCCUACACACUCUGUACAGAUAACAGCAGUCAAAGGUUUAAAAUAUUUUCAUGACCUAAUAAAAAUAUGGGGCAUUUAACCAACAGAAUAGAACUGAAUGAAUUAAUCAGUGAUUGCUUCAGCAUCAGUGUAGUGAACAGAGAUCAAAGUAAGAACUCAUUUCCACUGGAAACUACUAUAAACUUAUUUUCCAAUAAAUUUCUUUUUCCAUAAGUAGCAUCAGUUUACGGAUGUAAUUGGAACGGAACAUUUAAAUGUGAUUUUCUCCCAUUUCACUGUUGUUUCACUCUUUUGUCUGGGUAAACUUGAGGGGUAAACAGUGCUGUUAAUCAAUUAGUAAAGUCACUGAGUUGUUGGUCAAUGAUCUCUGUUAAACUGUGACUAAAUAGAGUUAGUUCUGUCUUUAAAACAAAUUGGCUCCUGCCAUGUAAAUACAACUCUACUUUUCUCAAACGUUUUCUGUCUCAUUUACAGUAACCUGGGAAAGACAACAUGGGUCUUUGGAGUUCAUUUAUUUUUGUGAUCUGCCUCUGUCCAAUAAUAAUUGGUGUUCCAUCUUUGCCUCAGUGCCCUAAAAGUAAUCUGGCUAUCUCGGGAGGCAGCUUCACCCUCUCCAAGAUGUACAAUGAUCGUAGUAUUCUGAGGUACAUCUGCCCAGAGGGUUAUUAUCCACAUCCUGUGAAAAGACGUGACUGUAAAAGAGGCCGGUGGCAUCCUGCACCCACUACAGAACUACCAGUGUGCAAGAAUACCACAUGUCCUAACCCGAAUGGUCUGGAGAAUGGAGUGGUGUUUCCCAAUAAGACAUUUUACUAUGUGAAUGACACAACUACCUACAAGUGUCUUUCUAAUUACACAUUCAGGGGAUCUCCUACCCGUGUGUGUCAGAUGAAUGGGAAGUGGAGUGGUAGAAUGCCAGUUUGUGCUAUAAACACUGGUCACUGCCCAGACCCUGGCACUCCACCUGGAGCCAGCAGACAAGGUCACAUUUUCAACACUGAUGACAAAGUUACCUACAGCUGUGAUAACAAGUUGAAGCUACUGGGUUCCAGAGUGCGUGUGUGUCAGGAUGAUGGCUAUUGGUCAGGGAAAGAGCCGGAGUGCUAUGCUGAUUUCACAUACGACACUCCUGAAGAAGUAGGGAAGGCUUUUGGAAGUUCUCUGAUGACUACUUUAAACAUGCAUGAGCAACCAGCUCAGCCUGGGAAGAAAAUCAGAUUGUCCCAGCCAUCAAACCUAGAUAUCUACAUUGCCCUGGAUGCAUCCGACAGCAUAGAGGAAGAAGAUUUUAAUAAGACAAAGGAGGUCAUUAAGAAGCUUCUAGUACUGAUAAGCUAUUAUGAGGUCCUUCCAAAUUAUGAAAUCAUCACUUUUGCCACAAACGUGGCAAAAAUUGUUAGUAAUGGAUAUUCUAUACAAACCAUUUUCAAGUCACUGGAUCAUGCAGAAGGACAGAAAUCAGGAAGCAACAUUGGCAAAGUCUAUAAAACAAUAUUAGACUGCAUCCGUUUAAAGAAGACUAGAGACAAAAAAAACUUCAAGGAUAUCCAUCACGUCAUAAUCAUGUUUACUGAUGGUGUUUACAAUAUUGGAGGAAAUCCCAAAACCAUGGUGGAGCAGAUUAAGGAAAUUGUCUAUGAUGGAGAUGAAAGAAAUCGUGAAGAAUUACUUGAUAGCUAUGUGUUUGGUGUUGGUGUAAAUGUCCCACAAGAGGCUGUCAAUGACUGGGUCACAAAAAGAGCAUAUGAAAAAUAUCUGUACUUACUCCCGAACAUGAAGAAUGUGCCAGAGAUCUUGUAUGAAAUGACAGAUGAGACCACUAGUGUGCGUCUUUGUGGACUCUACAAAGACUCUGAUGAUGGGACUGAAUCAGCCAUGAGGAACAGAUAUCCCUGGCUUAUAAAGAUUGUUGUAACUCAUGAGGAUGGCACAACAUCAAACUGUUUAGGAUCACUUGUCACUCCCAUGUUUAUUCUAACUGCUGCUCACUGCUUCAGAACCGAUGAUAUUCCUGAAAAAAUUAAGGUUGAGGCCCCCUAUGCCAAAGAGACAAGAUUGGCAAAUGUAGAAAAUUACAUACUUCAUCCCAACUUCAAAUUUAGAGGGAAUACAGAGGGAAUAUCAAAAUAUUAUGACUAUGAUGUGGCUUUAAUUGAAAUGAAGUGGCAUGUAAAAAUCAGUCCUAAUCUCAGAACCAUCUGUAUUCCCUGUACCAAGGAGAUGAAUGCGGCUCUAAAGCUGUCCACAAGUGACACAACAUGUCAAGAGCACAAGGAAAUACUGAUGAACAAUAAUCUUAUAAAGGGUUAUUUAAUGUCAGCUAAAGGACAAGGUGAUUAUUUUACAAAGAGCAAAGUCCUAAUCAAGCAACAACAUCAGUUGAAUGGUUGCACUGAAGAUGUGAAAAAGGCUUUAAAAAUUACAGAUGAAGCAGGAAAAAACAUUACAGACAAUUUCCUGUGCACUGGUGGGAUGGAACAAAGUCAUGUUUCCUACAAAGGUGAUUCUGGUGGUGCUACAUUUGUGCAGCUAAAGUCUCGUAUGAUCCAGGUUGGAAUUGUCAGUUGGGGUUUGAAGGAUGUACAUGCAGCUGAUGCAGCGUCUGAAGAGACAGCCAGAGACUUCCACACAAACCUUUUUAGUCCAGAAGUGCAAGCUUUCCUUAAACAAUACCUGGGUGAUGAAAUAACAGGUGAACCUCUAACAUUUCUGGAAUGAUGGAAUGAUAUGUUGUAGUUUUUUUUUUUUUUUUUCACUGAAUGUUUUAAACAAUUGUGGACUGUAUACAAUAGAAUGUUAUGAAUGUUCAUUAGUAGGAUAUGGUCAUUCGUUUGGAUUUGAAGUCUUACAAUCCAAAUGAAUGUAAUUAAUAUGGAGAGUCUCAAUUAGUGCUGCUUAACUUCAAAACUCAAUAAGAGUCACAUAACUAAGAAUCCAUUUAAUGCUUAAAAUCACCAACGUUUCAUUAUAACUGAAAUAUAAUUUAGGCCUUUUAAUAUUCAGGAUUGCUUUGUUGUAAUGUAAAAUAUCACUGAAUAUUUUGAAUAGGAAAGACAAUUUUAGUUAAAAAAUAGUUAUAUUGGCCAUUUGUAUAAGAGAUUACCAAACAAACUGAUUUUAUUUAUUCAUUCACUAAUUGAUUUGUCAGUGACAGUGCCCUUUAAUAAACACUAUCAACUGUACUGUAAAUGAACUAGAAUUAGCCCAAAAGUUUCAUUUUCAUAUGUAGUCCCUGACCCACCCAGGGACUUUAAAAUACAUUAAAAUACAGUGUAAGACUAUUAUUAACAUCCAAAAUAUAUUAAAUCUAGUGAAGUAUAUAGACGCACAUAACAUAGAAUCAGAUAACAUACAGCUGUUACACGGUUAUGCAGGCAACACAGUAUGCCAGGAGUUGGAGCAAGUAACCUUUAUAGGUAUAGUAGCAAGCCACUCAAUUUUUAUUGCAGUAGUUUACUAUACAUUAUACAUUAGCAGUGUGUCUAUUAUAUAGGUAUGAUUAUCUUAUAAAUUGGCCAGUAGUGUAGCUACAUGGUAGAUACUAACAAACUAUCAAUUCAACACCUCUACUCUCUGUUCCUUCCAAGCAGUUCACACUAUUCAAUCAUUGUUUUGCAAGUGUUGAGCACUGCAUGUACUCCCUCCUGUGUAUUUAAACUGAAAAUAACAAUAAAUGGUUAAAAAGCAUCACAUGUCAUUCAUUA